Messenger RNA from Setaria italica (foxtail millet), 1842 nucleotides. Its product is annotated as IRK-interacting protein. The transcript is spliced from 2 exons. Lineage: Eukaryota; Viridiplantae; Streptophyta; Magnoliopsida; Poales; Poaceae. Bases 290 to 1618 code for a protein of 442 amino acids. The record is from RefSeq and is a predicted model, not a curated record.
UCCCCCUCACCUCAUCCCCGUGAGGCCGAAGUGAGCUGCCAAAAACGACGUCGCACGCGGGAGCACCAGCCGCCCCACAGCCCGCAGCACUAUCUCGCGACGUCGCCACCAGCUACAGGGCACGGGGACGGGACGGGCACCAGUACCAGCACCGCCCGCCCAUAGCCCCGGCCUCAACAAGGUCGUCAGAACCCAAGAAAACCCCUAGUCAGAUCCCCAUCAGAAGAGGGGGGGCAUCGCGGCAGAGCUGUACGUAUCACGCAGGCAACGCGCUCCAUCCGUGGUGGCCAUGGUCUCGUCGCCUUCGCCUCCCCCUCCCUUCCCCACCGUUGCCUCCGAGCCGAAGCAGCAGCGGGGCGGCACGAAGGCGGCGCCGGAGAAGGCGGAGAAGAAGUUCGCCCACGUCCCGACGCCGCUCCACCACGGCCACGGCGGCGGCGCCAGCAAGAAAACGCCCCGCGGGGCCAAGGGCGGCGACGGCGGCGCCGACGCAGCGGCUUACGUCGCGGCGGUGUCCUGCUCCGACUGCCGCUUCAAGCAGCGCGCCCUCGCGCCGGCGUCGCCCGGCGCGGUCAUCCGCUCGCUGUUCGUCUCCCUCACGCGCCGCUCCACCCCGCGCUCGUCGCCGUCGGCGACGUCGGCCUCGGGAGGGGCCGGCGACGCGGGGGACGGCGAGCAGUGGCGCCUUGCCGCGGCCGACCUCUCCCGGAGGCUCGCCGCGGCCACGCGCACGCGGGACGAGGCGCUGGAGGAGACCACGCGCCUGAAGCACUCGCUCGCCGAGCUGGAGCACAAGCUCGCGCGCCUCGAGGCCCGCGUGGUCCCGGCGGUGCCCACGGUCGCCGCCGCCUUCCCCGUCGACUCCUUCCUCCGCGCCGUCUCCACCGCGCGCGCCGCCGUGCGAAACCUCGCCCGCGCGCUGUCCACGCACCUCCGCAGCCCCGCGAGCCCCGGCCCGAGCCUUGAGAGCUUCCUCAACCGCGCGUUCCACGCCGACUUCGAGCUGGACACCGACGCCGACGUCCACACCCCGGAUCCCGCGGGCCGGUGCGAGGCCAACCUCGCCGCGUACCACGCCGUCGCCGUGCUGACGUGGGAGGAGGUCCUGCUGCACGGCACCAAGCACUACAGCGAGGGGCUCAGCCGGUUCUGUGACGCCAAGAUGAGCGAGGUGGUGUCCAACCUCGGCUGGGCCCGCGCACGGGCGUGGCCGGAGCCGCUGCUGCAGGCGUUCUUCCUGGCCGCCAAGGGCGUGUGGGGCGUCCGCCUCCUGGCCCGGUCCGUCCACCCGCCGCUGCCCGUGGUGCGCGCGGACCGAGGGGCGCGCUUCGACCCGCGGUUCAUGGAGGACGCCGCCGCCGGGCGGGCGGGGAGGCUGGAGCCGGCCAGCGUGAAGAUGAUGGUGGCGCCGGGGUUCCACGUGUACCUGGCCGGCGCGGGCGUGGUGAAGUGCAGGGUCGUGUGCUUCUACAGCAGCGGCAGCAACGGCCGCACCGGCGGCCACAGAGAUGGCGGGAGCAGCACCAACGGCAGCGUGGGGUUGGGGAGUAGCUGUAGUGACAUGAAUGGGAGUGCUACAGAUGUGGUGGAUAGCUGUAAGAGCAGUAGGGUAGGGUAGUUGCAUAGGUAAAGAGAACACGGGGAUUUUACUUUGUUUGGUAAAAGCACGAUAUGCAUUUUACCGAUGUUCUGUUUGUGUGAAUAUGGGUGAAUUGAUCAUGAACAGUUCCUUUUAGCGUUGCCUCUGUAACUUUGAUUCCUCGCUUGCUGCUUUUUGAAGAGCAAGAGGGCGCCAUGAGUCCAUGAGGCGACUAAUAACCUAGGAGACUGGAAACCCUCCCA